Messenger RNA from Anolis sagrei ordinatus, 4646 nucleotides. RefSeq names its product transmembrane protein 229B (gene TMEM229B). Lineage: Eukaryota; Metazoa; Chordata; Lepidosauria; Squamata; Anolidae. The record is from RefSeq and is a predicted model, not a curated record.
CUUCCUUCCUCUUCUUUCUCCGUCCUUUCCCUUCCUCCCUUCCUUCCUCUUCCGUCCUUCCUUCCCCUUACUCCUCCCCUCCCCUCCCCACUGGGCGCUCCUCCCUCUUUCUCUUCCUGGCUGUCUCUUCCUCCCAUUGGCCCUCCUCCCUCUUUCCCAGCCGGCAAAGGGUUACAGGGCGGAGGGGGCGGGGAGGCCGGCCGGCCGUCAGGAGGCGGGCGCCCGCGCAGCCUGCCAAUGCCGCAUCCCGGCGAUGAUGGGUCCCCUCGGCUAGAGCCAGGCGUCGCCGGCCCCGCUGGCGGCAGAGCCCAGGAGGCAGGCAGCCGGGCCCGGAGGAGGAGGAGGCGGAGGAGGCGGAGGAGGAGGCAGCCAAGCGGGGUUCCCUUGCGGGACUCCCUCCCUUCCCGCGCCGCCCUCCUCGCCGCACCUGCGCCGGCAGCCCCGCCCUGGAAUUGUACGUGCCCAGACAUGCCUGUGAAUGUGGAAGAAUCUAGGCAGAGUUCCUGCUGGGGACUGUGCGGAAGGAUGGCAGCUGCAGAGCCCCUGACCGCGUUCUCCCGCUGGUACCUCUAUGCCAUUCAUGGCUACUUCUGUGAGGUGAUGUUCACAGCUGCUUGGGAGUUUGUAGUUAAUUUCAACUGGAAGUUCCCAGGCGUCACGAGUGUAUGGGCCCUCUUCAUCUACGGAACCUCCAUCCUCAUCGUAGAAAAGAUGUACCUGUACCUGAAGGACAAGUGUAACAUACUCCUGCGCUGCCUCAUUUAUACCUUGUGGACGUAUGUUUGGGAAUUCACCACUGGCUUCAUCCUGCGCCAGUUCAACGCUUGCCCUUGGGACUACUCUCAGUUUGACUUGAACUUCAUGGGCCUCAUAACUCUGGAGUAUGCCAUUCCGUGGUUCUGUGCGGCCAUUAUCAUGGAACAGCUAGUCAUCAGGAACACCCUGCGUUUGCGCUUUGAUGAGAAUGCUGAACCCGGGGUGCCCACUCCUACUGUAACCUUGGCCAAUGGUCAUGUGAAAACUAAUUGAAAGGUGAACUUGAAGUUAUGCUGUGAACUUUUCUGCCCCCUCUGUUGAAGACUUGCAAUGACGGCCUCCAAACGAAACUUCUUCCUGUAUGAUAAACAAACCUCCUAGAUUGGGAGGUAUGCAUGAAAAAGCGGAAUCAGUAGGUUUUCUAUGGAAUUUGCCCUUUUUUCUUUCUUAAACAACAAGUAGCACAGUCAGCUAUCUGUUGGAUAGAUACUUUGACUUGUAACUUACUGUGAAAGCAGUCCUGUUACCUGCAUUUUACUGCAUAGGGUUUGGGUGGGGAGGGGAGGGGAUAAGACAAACGCUAGUCAACGUUUACAAAAUAACAAGUUAGUGGAUUGACACAGAUACCCCAGUUAAUGUAGAUUUGGCUUCUAUUCCGUUUGGCAAUAUUCAGGUGCUUGCUUGCAACCAAUACCUCCCGCGGGACCUGAGAUGCUACAGGGUCAAGGAAAAACCAACUGCUGCUGAGACAGCCCAACAGUGGCAGCCUUCUGGGGAGGUAAAAUUUGCCCUCUUGUGUGCUCCUCCUGAGGCUUUUUUUUUAAAAAAAGAUUGCACCACCACGUAUAAUAUUAUGGUGCUGGACAUCUUGCUGAAUUUAUAUAACAUAUAUACUUUUUGAACCAUCCAAUGUAAUGCUCGCUCAAGAGCUUGUUCUCUCAUUCAUAUAUAUAUAAAUAUAUAUAUAUAUAUAUAUAUAUGAGUACUUUUUUGCUGGAUGAAUGAUAGCAUUCCUGUACAAGCUGCAUUUUGGCCAAGUAGUCAAAAGUGGGAAAGAAGUAUGGCCGAAGUCUUCCCUGCCUCCUGUCUUUGCACCUUGUAGUGGAACUCAAUAGAAGGGCUCCUUCAAGUCUGAUCCUUGCAACUCUCAAAGUAAGCGUUCUCAUCACCAGGCUCCUCUAUGGCCCCACAACCUGUAGCUGGGCAACACUCUACCACUUAAUUCUAUUGUUAUGGAUCACCGGCUGGCCCUGGUGUCAAUGUCAUCUGCCCUCCUUGGGAUUUGGAAUCCUGUCAAACAGACUAUUGAAUACUUGUGUGUAUUUUGUUUUCUACUGCAUUUUCUCUGCACCCCGCCUACUGUACUCAGUAUGCUCAUCACAGUGUUAACGGUGCAGCAAUUAGCCCUGUUCUUCAUCAGGUUAUUGAUGAGUAGCUGCUGAUGAUACAAUAUUGCUUCAGAGUGAGGGGCACUGAAGAAUUUUUCUCCAGUUACUUUCAGAUGGGCUGUGAACAAUUUUCUGCAUGUUUUCUAGAACUUGAGGCAAACUUCCCAAGGAGAUGCAACUUUCUUGGGUUUUGCAAGAAGUAGCAAUCAUAAGGAAGAUACUUUCCAUCUGGCAGCCAUCAAAUGAUGUUUUGUUCAUCUGAGAGUAAAAGAAAAACAACAAAUCCCAACCUAUCUUUUUGGGAUAAGUGGGUUUGUUGAAAACAACUAGCAUCCAAGAGCCUUAAGAGGAGGUCAUGCUUGUGAUUCGGCCACCUGGCCCAGAACAGUUCCACGUACCUGAAUGGAAUGGUAUUGCACUAGCAAUGAGCUUGACUUGUGAUGUGCAUUUCUCCAUGUGGUCCCAAAUCCCCUCUGUGUUUGAAAAUAUGGCUGAUUUCUUUGGCUGACCACUGACUGUUUCAACCACCUGGUAAUCGGCUCAAACAGCUCCUCUUUGUCCUAUUUAGUUCCAUUGAAGGGGAAACAAAACAUACCCAGAGAGAGAAUGUAUCCAUACUGCAUUGUUUUAGCAGUUUGAUCCCAUUUUAACUGUCAAGGCUCCAUCCUGUAGAAUUCUGAGAUGGGUUAUUUGGUGAAAUGCCAUUCAGCUAGAAAGCUCUAGUAAACUACAGAUCCCAGGAUUCCAAAGCAAGAAGCCAUGAGUUAAAGUAUCACAGCAUCAUACUGCUACAAUUGUGCAUUGUCAAUGUCCUGAAAGACACCUGGUCAUCCUGAAUGGAUUCUACAAAGUGUUAUACAUGAGAAAAAGUGUAGCAUUAACCUGUCUCGUGUUUUCAGUUUGUGAUUAAUUUAUGUCUCCCCAUUUCCCUUCAGGUAUGACAUCCAUUGCUGGCAAUGGAUGGGCAGGAGCACUGCCAGCAGACUUUUAAUCAGGUCUGCUCUGUGGUUGACAGUGUCUCCUGAAAUACUCUGCACUUAGCAAACAACCACACAGAUUAGCAGUUUUCUAGUUAGUCAGAUUUUUAAAAUUCACGAUUGAAUCGAGCUCUGCUUUAUGUGUGGUGUGGGGCCAGACCUGAUUUAUUGCUUAGCAGCCUUGCAACACUAGUUAAUUGGAGUGGAAAUAAGGUGGACGGGAAACCCACUGUUUCUGGAGUCAUGAUCUGAAGCCUUCUUCCAGUGCAGCAGUCCUGUCAAUGUUUACUCAGCAGCAAGCCCACUUGAAUUAUUGGGCAGGAACUGGACUCCGUGACCUCCAAGGUUUCCUCCUCCAACACUUUGUGAUUCUAAGUGGGCAUAGGAUUGCAGCCUUAAUCAAUAUCGGGAUGCAGUGAAUACUGUAAAGAGAAAACACAUUUUCUUGGCAUCCUACAUCUCUAAACUGCUGUUCUGUCCUCUCAAAAUAAAUUGGGAAGAUAUUGGAUGCUGGCUUUGUGGCUUCUCGUGAAAAACUUUUUAGAAAACACUAAAAGCAAUUUUCCUCCAAAUGUUCCAUGAUUGAGGGAAUAGUAAAAGUAGAAAAUGAGCUUCUCUUACAUUUCUUGGUAAUUUUGUUUGUGAAGCAUCACGUAAGACUCAGUAAGUACUGACUCGCCACUUUUAAUGCUGAUGACUGAUUUCCAAUGAGUAGAUGUCCAGUUUUAGACUUCUCUAAAGUACUGAUCUCUUAAAUGGGCUUGUAAAAGCAUGAAAGGAAAAUGUCUAAAAAUAGCAAAGUCUCAAGGGUUACAUUUUUGUGAAAUUAAUAACACAGUCCCAUGUUCUUUGGGUAGCUCUCAUCUCCUCCUAAAUAGCACCAUUCUUUGAAGGCUGGUAAGUAGUUGUUUGCUAACGCUGAAGAACAACAUCUAGUCUUUAAUCUGCUGACACCUCACUACAUCAUUUCCUAAAGUUUAUUUUAUGCCAUUUUCUGUAAUUCAUAUAGUAUAACCAUUUCCUCAAGGAGCUCUGAUUUUCACAAACACAUGCACUUUAUUUACACUUGGCAUAUGGGUAACUGAGCUGAGCUCAAAACAUCAAUACUUUCCCAUGAAUUAUCCUCCAGAUAACCUUUUGACUAUAAGACUUUUCUUUGGCAUUUCCCCCCUCCUCUCUUAAAUCAUUGUAUGUGCUAGCUUUUCAGAUCUCUUCACUUUUAGGAGGAAAUCCCAAUUGUGCAGCCACAUAUUUACUUCUUUCAUUUCUUUUAUGUUUCUUUUCUCAUUCUUUCAGUUCAUGUGAUGGGUGUGGGUGGAUGGGAACUCCUACUCUUAUUUUAUAACUGGUUUGCUUAAACUACAUAGCAAUGGCCACACUAUUGACAACUGUAGCCCAGUAGCUGUGCAGUGGAGGAGCCACUGGCAUCUAAAACACACAACAAUAAAACGCACACAGUCCUCAGUUAAAUGUUUGCUUGUAUGUGUAUCCUCCUCAAUAGAUUAAAGUUGCCUGUUUUAAUUCA